This is a messenger RNA of Castor canadensis (American beaver), 6338 nucleotides long. RefSeq names its product sushi, nidogen and EGF like domains 1 (gene Sned1). Gene Ontology annotation, molecular function: calcium ion binding; Notch binding. The record is from RefSeq and is a predicted model, not a curated record. Gene Ontology annotation, biological process: cell-matrix adhesion; Notch signaling pathway. NCBI's taxonomy places the organism in Eukaryota, Metazoa, Chordata, Mammalia, Rodentia, Castoridae.
CGGCGCCUUCCUCCGCAGAGCAGCGGCCCGAGCGCAGCGCGGCGCGGCGGAGCGGACGCGGGGUGCGGCGCCCACCGACGGUGCGGUCCGCAGGCUCCAGGCGCACUCCGUCCGCCUGGCCCUCCGGGUCACUCUGGCCGCAGCUUCAACCCUGCACGGUCACCUGACGGAGCCCCGCGGGGGCUGCGCGUCCCGCUGCGUCCCCCGCAGACCCCGGCGAUGCCGCGCGGCGCUGCCUGGGCGCUGCUGCUGGCCGCGGCCCUGGGACUCGGGGCGCGCCGAGUGCGCGGUGCAGUGGCCCUCGCCGACUUUUACCCGUUCGGCGCGGAGCGCGGCGACGCCGUCACCCCCAAGCAGGACGACGGCGGCUCGGGGCUGCAGCCCCUGUCGGUGCCCUUCCCGUUCUUCGGUGCCGAGCACUCCGCACUCUACGUUAACAAUAACGGGAUCGUCUCCUUCCUGAAGGAGGUUUCUCAGUUCACCCCCGUGGCCUUCCCCAUUGCAAACGACCGCUGCGUGGUGGCAGCUUUCUGGGCAGAUGUGGACAACCGGCGUGCAGGCGACGUCUACUACCGGGAGGCCACUGACCUGGCCACGCUGCACAGAGCCACAGAAGACAUCAGACGCUACUUCCCUGAGCUCCCAGAUUUCUCUGCUACCUGGGUUUUUGUUGCCACGUGGUACCGAGUGACCUUCUUUGGAGGCAGCUCCUCUUCUCCUAUCAACACGUUCCAGACUGUGCUCAUCACGGACGGCAAGGUCUCCUUCACCAUCUUCAACUAUGAAUCCAUCACGUGGACCACAGGCACACAUGCCAGCAGCGGGGGGGAUGCCACCGGCCUGGGGGGCAUUGCAGCCCAGGCAGGCUUCAACGCAGGUGAUGGGCAGCGCUACUUCAACAUCCCGGGCUCCCGCACGGCGGACAUGGCCGAGGUGGAGACCACCACCAACGUGGGUGUGCCUGGGCGCUGGGCGUUCAGAAUCGAUGAUGCCCAGGUGCGCGUGGGGGGCUGCAGCCAUACAACCUCUGUGUGCCUGGCCCUGCGCCCAUGCCUGAACGGUGGCAAGUGCAUUGACGACUGUGUCACGGGCAACCCUUCCUACACCUGCUCCUGCCUCGCUGGCUUCACAGGGCGGAGGUGCCACCUGGAUGUGAACGAAUGUGCCUCCCACCCAUGUCAGAAUGGCGGAACCUGCACCCACGGCAUCAACAGCUUCAGCUGCCAGUGCCCGACUGGCUUUAGGGGACCUACCUGUGAGUCAGCCCAAUCCCCAUGUGACAACAAAGUGUGUCAAAAUGGCGGCUGGUGCCAGGCAGGAAGCAGCUCUGCUGUGUGUGUGUGCCAGGCCGGGUACACGGGGGCCACCUGUGAGACAGAUGUAGACGAGUGCAGCUCUGACCCGUGCCUGAAUGGAGGGUCAUGUGUUGACCUGGUGGGAAACUACACAUGCGUGUGUGCAGAGCCCUUCGAAGGACUUCACUGUGAGUCAGGAAGCUACGCCUGCCUCUCUACCCCUUGCCAGAAUGGGGGUACCUGUGUGGAUGCCGAUGACGGCUACGUGUGCGAGUGCCCAGAAGGCUUCAUGGGCUUGGACUGCAGGGAGAGAAUCCCUAACGACUGUGAGUGUCGCAAUGGAGGUAGAUGCCUUGGCGCCAACAUCACCCUCUGCCAGUGUCCCCCGGGCUUCUUCGGGCUCCUGUGUGAAUUUGAAAUCACAGCCACACCCUGCAACAUGAACACUCAGUGCCCGGACGGGGGCUACUGCAUGGAGUACGGCGGGAGCUACCUGUGCGUCUGCCACACCGACCACAAUGUCAGCCACUCCCUGCCGUCGCCCUGCGACUCGGACCCCUGCUUCAACGGAGGCUCCUGCGACGCCCACGACGACUCCUACACGUGCGAGUGCCCGCGCGGGUUCCACGGCCGACACUGCGAGAAAGCCCGGCCACAUUUGUGCAGCUCGGGGCCCUGCCGGAAUGGAGGAACAUGCAAGGAGACAGGCAGCGAGUACCGCUGCACCUGCCCGUACCGCUUCACUGGGAGGCACUGCGAGAUUGGGAAGCCAGACUCAUGUGCCUCCGGCCCUUGUCACAACGGCGGCACCUGCUUCCACUACAUCGGCAAAUACAAGUGUGACUGUCCCCCAGGCUUCUCCGGGAGGCACUGUGAGAUAGCACCCUCCCCCUGCUUCCAGAAUCCAUGUCUGCAUGGGGGUACCUGUGAGGAUCUAGGCAAAGAUUUCUCCUGCCAUUGCCAGGCAGGGUACACAGGACACCGGUGCCAGGCAGAGGUGGACUGUGGUCGCCCUGAGGAGGUGAAGCAUGCCACGAUGCGCUUCAAUGGAACUCGCGUGGGUUCGGUGGCCCUGUAUGCAUGCAGCCAUGGCUACAGCCUGGAUGCCCCCACCCACAUCCGUGUCUGUCAGCCGCAGGGUGUCUGGAGCCAGCCUCCCCAGUGCCUUGAAGUGGAUGAGUGCCGAUCUCAGCCCUGCCUGCAUGGGGGUUCCUGCCAGGACCUCACCGCUGGGUACCUGUGCAUCUGCAGCCCGGGGUAUGAGGGAGUCCACUGCGAGCUGGAGACAAAUGAGUGCAGCAUGCUGCCCUGCAGAAAUGGAGGCACCUGCAGAGACCUCCCUGGGGCCUUCGUCUGCCAGUGCCCCAUGGGCUUCACUGGAGUCCACUGUGAGACAGAGGUGGAUGCCUGUGACUCCAGCCCCUGCCAGCACGGAGGCCGGUGUGAAGGUGGUGGUGGGGCCUACCUGUGCGUCUGUCCAGAGGGUUUCUUUGGCUACCAUUGUGAGACAGUGAGUGACCCCUGCUUCUCCAGCCCCUGUGGGGGCCGUGGCUACUGCCUAGCCAGCAACGGGUCCCACAGCUGCACCUGCAAAGUGGGCUACACGGGCAAGGACUGCACCAAAGAGCUCCUCCCACCAACAGCCCUCAGAGUGGAGAGGGUGGAGGAGAGUGGGGUCUCCAUAUCCUGGAGCCCGCCUGAGGGCGCCGCGGCCAGGCAAGUGCUGGACGGCUACGCGGUCACCUACGCCUCCUCGGAUGGCACCUCCCGCCGCACGGACUUCGUGGAGCGGAGCCGCUCCUCGCACCAGCUGCGAGCCCUGGCGGCCGGCCGCGCCUACAACAUCUCGGUCUUUUCAGUCAAGCGUAACACCAACAACAAGAAUGACAUCAGCAGGCCCGCCGCGCUGCUGGCCCGCACCCGACCCCGCCCUGUUGAGGACUUUGAAGUCACCAACGUGACAGCCAAUGCCAUCUCAGUGCGGUGGACUCUGCACAGGAUCCAUCACGCCACUGUCAGCAGGGUUCGAGUGUCCAUCCUCCACUCAGAGGCCCCUGAGGCCCAGUCCACUGAUGUGGACAGAAGUGUGGACCGGCUCACAUUUGGGUCCCUACUGCCAGGAAGAAGAUACACUGUGCGAUUGACCACCCUCAGUGGGCCCGGGGGAGCAGAGCAUCCCACCGAGAGCCUGGCAUCAGCACCACUGCAUGUUUGGACCCGGCCCCUUCCUCCAGCAAACCUGACAGCCUCCCGCGUCACGGCCACCUCUGCCCACGUGGUAUGGGACGCCCCCACUGCAGGCACCUUGCUGGAGGCUUAUGUCAUCAAUGUGACCACCAGCCAGAGCACCAAGAGCCGCUAUGUUCCCAAUGGGAAGCUGCUGUCCUACACAGUGCGUGACCUACUGCCAGGGCGGCGGUACCAGCUCUCAGUGACAGCUGUGCAGAGCACAGAGCAGGGCCAGCUGCACAGCGAGCCUGCACACCUCUACAUCAUCACCUCCCCCAGAGACAGUGCUGAAAGACGCUGGCAUCAGGGAGGACACCACCCACGGGUACUCAGAAACAGACCGCCCCCUGUGCGCCUGCCAGAGCUGCGUCUGCUCAACGACCAUGGUGCCCCUGAGAUGCCAACUCAGCUGCCCAGGUUCUCAGAGCUUGUGGAUGGAAGAGGAAGAGUGAGUGCCCGGUUCAGUGGCUCUCCCAGCAAAUCAGUCACUGUGAGAUCACAACCCACUGCACCAGUGCCACUUGAGAACACGGAGGAGGUCCCGCAGCCGAUCCAUCUGGCCCUCCAGCUCCCUGAGCACAGUGACAAGGACAUGGAAAAUACUCCUAGGAGCUGUUCAGAAGAUGCCUGUCAGAAUGGAGGCACUUGUGUGCCAGGUGCUGAUACCCACAGCUGUGACUGUGGACCUGGAUUCAAAGGCAGGCGCUGUGAGCUCGCUUGUGAAAAGGUGCCCCGCCCCUGCACAAGGCUGUUCUCAGAGACGAAGUCCUUUCCUGUCUGGGAGGGAGGCAUCUGCCACCACGUGUAUAAGAGAGUCUACAAAGUUCAUCAGGACAUCUGCUUCAAAGAGCGCUGUCAAAGUACGAGCCUCAAGAAACCCCACACAGGUGCAUCUUGGGGGCAGGCUGUGUACAGCAUGCAGUUCCACAGGGUGACGGGCAAGGGUGGUAAAAGGGUUAGAUCAAGCCAGGCUGUCUGCCCAGAAAUUCAGUCCCUGUACAGCUGUGCUCUGCUCAGAAACUGUGUGCAUGAGGACACGGAUGGGAAGUCCAGGUGGUCACUGGUGGAAGUGCAGGUAGCCACUGGCCCUGAAUGGGGAAGCACAGAGGGAUAUUCACAAGCCUAAGUGCAUAACUACAAGUAUAGAAAACCUGUUUGUCUUUUAUUCACUCAGACCCAAGUUCUUCCCUCCAUGGGUUCAAGGUAGUCAUAAGAAUGAUUACUGAAAGAAGUGCCUGAGAACAGUAUCUAAAUUUUUUCACAAUGAAUCCUCAUCUCAGGCAUAGUCUCCAUGGACCAACUGUAAUCACACAUCCUUGCUUUGUGUGACAGUGCAGGAAAGGCUACUGCAUGCUCUCACCAACAGCACUGCUUGGCCUGAGUAUGUCACUGUCUUGCCUGUGUAGCUCUUGCUGCUUUCGUUCACACAUACAUCUCUCCAUGGUGCACAACCACCCAGGUUGCUACCCACUCCUUCCACAGCUUCCACCUCAAGCAGGUGUGUGCACCCAGAUGGCGCACCAGUCCCCGUGUUAUCAUCUGCACUAGUGGUAUUCCUCACAGUGGGAUUUAGGUGAGGUAGGAUUAAAGGUACACAAGUCCCUUUCUGACUAAACUACUUCUCUUCAUUAUUUCAGGAAACAAAGUAAAAACAGUCAAACACUGAAGAAAUCUUAAGGUAUGUCCCUGGCCACCCCGAGAGCUACUGGGAAGUGGGAGCUCUCAUCCCACCCAGCACUGGGCCUUGAGCGCCGCAGUCCUUAUCAGGCACUGUGAGAGCAAACUCAGCAGUAAGCUGUUACAAACCCGACUAGGAAGGUUCAGGAAUCUUUUGCCUAGAGCCUCUCAAUAGACAUAAUCUAGGGCCUCCACAGACAUAAAUUUGCCCCCAGGUGCAACUGAGGCUCUCUGCAGGGAGGGCAAACUCCAAUGUCAAGGAAAAUGGGAGCCAGCCAGGAAGGGGGCUCAGAGAAGCUGGAGGACCAACUGGCACCUAGAAUUCUAAGCAUCACGAACCCCAAAAUGAAACACUUUACUUCUUUGACUCAGCACUUCCCUUCCCUACGUCCCCCGUCACACACUCCGUUGAAUCUUAAAAGGAUGUUGGCAUUCUUCACGAUAGUCUGGAAAGUACUGAGUUGCCCCACAGAAACCCAUCUGCAGCCUGAACUCAGUUCUGCACUGACUUCUGAUCACUGUGGUAUCACUGGGAAUGACAGAUUGCUGGCCUAUGACAGCUUACUCCUCUACCCCUCGGUGAGCCUGAACAGCCUAUCCUCCCAGAGAAGGAGUAGGAGAGGGUGGCGCCCUUGGUAAGGGCAGGUCUCCCUUAUCUUCUGUGGCUGAGGGCAUAAAGGAGAAAUGUUACCCAAAAGCCUAAGAACAACCAAAAGGAGAGGACCUUCCAGGCAUGACUCACCCCAAGGCAAUACCACACUAACUGGGAGGGCAAGACCAAGGCUAGAGCUUCAUGGGCAUGAGAAGAGCAGACUCUCACAGGGUCCUAUGCAAGAGAACGUGUGCAUCUGACCUAUUUCAGAUGGGAAAACUCUCUGCAUAAAGAGCAGCUGACAACACUCAGUUCCUGUCCACUUACCAGCAUUACCUCCCCUCUAGCCUCAGCCUCUAGGAAUAAACACAUAAAACACUUUCCAAGAUUUGUAAGCAAUUCCAAUCCUGGUAAGGAUCAAGAGCCUGCAAGCAUCAUUUGGUUUUGAAAUACUUUUUUUUGUUGUUCAGAUUUGUUUAUUAUAAAAUUUUUAUUAGGAUAUAUUCAUUACAUUGGGGGGGGAUUCUGAUUAGACUUAUAUUGUA